AUGCCAGCCGCCACUAACCCUGCAGCCGGACUCCCUCCAGGACUUCAGCCGUCCAGUAGCAAUCAGAGUUCCGUUAAUAAUGGAAACCAAUCAAACGGAGCAGCCGAUAUCGACAGCUUCGGCCUCAAAGGCAUUGUUCUGCUUUUAAGAAUGGACCAGACGGAGCAGAACCUGUUUGCAUAUGGCCAAGACAUCCAGCUUCUAGGCUUCGAUUUGAAUGAUGAAUCUAGCAUUUUGAAAAACAUGGCAUCUCCCUGGCAAGAAACCAGCAGGACGGAAGUUGAACCAUACUUCCUGUUACCUGAAUCAAUCCAGCUGUCAACGAUAGUGCCACCACCAGAACCCUGUGACACAAAGAUUCUGUCAUUCGCCGACGAGACACUUUUUUACAUUUUUUACACGAAGCCUCGUGACACUUUACAAGAAUACGCUGCCCGAGAGCUAGUCGCCCGGAAUUGGCGUUACCAUAGAGAUAUCCAAGUUUGGCUUACCAAGGACUCGAACGUGGAGCCAGUGCUUAUUAGUCCAGACGUGGAGAGGGGUGUUUACAUAUUUUUUGACCCACACAAUUGGGAAAAGAUCAGAAAGGAGUUCGUUCUACAUUACUCCUCCGUGCAAGCUUAG
Candidozyma pseudohaemuli is the source of this 624-nucleotide messenger RNA. RefSeq names its product CCR4-NOT core subunit. The record is from RefSeq and is a predicted model, not a curated record. Gene Ontology annotation, cellular component: CCR4-NOT core complex; P-body. The coding region runs from base 1 to 624 and encodes 207 amino acids. Gene Ontology annotation, biological process: regulation of DNA-templated transcription; nuclear-transcribed mRNA poly(A) tail shortening. NCBI's taxonomy places the organism in Eukaryota, Fungi, Ascomycota, Pichiomycetes, Serinales, Metschnikowiaceae. The transcript has a single exon.